UCCUCACCCGAGCAAAUAGGAGAGCCAACAGUGAAUAACGAGUUUGAGCGUGAAACGGAUUUCAUCAAUAGUCAGCCGUCACUUGUUGAAUGUUUUACAUAUUUUGCCCCUGUUGACGUGGACUUAUCAAUCAAAGGUUUUCACGAACCCUCACCCUCUUAUCCCACCUCCUUUCGAAAACACCAUCCCAAGCCUGAGGCUCGCGAGUCAGCCAAGCGGGCAUCUGCACAUCUUCAGGAAUCGCGCAAUGCUCGCAAAUUUUCUUCCCAGGAAUUAGCGCGAAGACCAGCAAAGGCUCGUGGGCUGAGUGUUAUUUUGUGGUAUGACUUGUGUGUCCAGGCUCAUAAGCUUCCAGAUCGUUAUACUCGAGGAGGAGGUCCGCGCAGCCUGAGAACAGCAUACACAAACACACAGCUUUUGGAGCUCGAGGAGUUACAUUACAACAAAUACCUUUGCAGGCCACGGCGCGUGGAAAUAUCAGCGUUGCUCGACUUAACGGAACGCCAGGUCAAAGUGUGGUCCCAGAAACGGUGUAUGAAAUAUAAACGUCAGACCAAGACUAAGGACAUCCAUAGGGAGCUAAGCAAGACUGGAGAGGACAGCACAUAGCGACGAAGACAGCUCCAUGUAUGACCAGAGUCAUAAUAGAGACGGCCGUGUGGAUGGGGAGUUCUCCAAAACGAUCUGUCUGUCCUGUAAUGCAAAAGACAUGCAAACUUUUAAUUUGUUUCCUAGCGGCUUUAGGAACAGAAGUUUGAGAGAUGUUCCCAGUCAGACACCUACUGAUCUGGGCAAAGGGACAACAAUACGCCGUAAUAUCCAAUGUGCCAGCAUGGACAAUAUGGUUACCCACAUGUUAUGGACAUGUCUUUACAGGAGUUGUCUGUCCGAUACAGCUUCGCCAACACUGUGGGAGACCCGGGUAAUAUAUCAGUGGAUUUUUAUUUGCUUACAGAUUCUACAGUUGAUUUACAACAUAAAAUAUACAGAUUGUCAAAAUCGAUCAGCUAACAAAUGAAAGGACAGACGCAAGGACAGGAGUUUUUUGUAUGCAAAUAAGUUUCAUAUAUUGACAUAAUUAUCAGAAAAUUUCGAAGGUAAGUUAACCCAUGACUGCUAUGCUUACACUAAUUCUAAAAAUGUCCAGUGUUGCUUUUGUAAGAAUAAACACAAAUUGUAUAACUACUUCAAGUGUCAAGUCUAACUACUAUGAAAGAAUGAAACGUGCUUUUAGUCGCCACAAAAUUUACUUCAACCCUAUUAAAACAUUUAAAGGGUUAAUGAAUAUAGUUUACAUGUUAUUCAGAUAUUUUGUAAAUAUUUUUCAAAACAAAUAACAAAAUCCAUCCCCAGAACAUUUGUUGGAAAGCAUCUUUUUGAAUAAUACAGCAAGAUGAUCGACACGACAAAAUGUGCCUUAAACUAAUAAAGAAAUCAUGUGCCUUUAAAACUCUCAUGUAAAAUAUUAGCCUAAAUCAAUGGAGUUCGUUUUUGAUAUAUACAUAUAUACAUUCAAGGAUUAUAUUUAAUGAUACAGAAAAUAAUACAUUUGCGGUUUUAUUUAU
This is a messenger RNA of Triplophysa rosa, 1565 nucleotides long. RefSeq names its product homeobox protein Hox-A2-like. The annotation marks the transcript as partial. Gene Ontology annotation, molecular function: DNA binding. The record is from RefSeq and is a predicted model, not a curated record. NCBI's taxonomy places the organism in Eukaryota, Metazoa, Chordata, Actinopteri, Cypriniformes, Nemacheilidae. The transcript is spliced from 2 exons.